Molecule: messenger RNA, 5777 nt
Organism: Anguilla rostrata (American eel)
Lineage: Eukaryota; Metazoa; Chordata; Actinopteri; Anguilliformes; Anguillidae
Exons: 6
Coding region: 293-1342 (349 amino acids)
Biological process (GO): negative regulation of extrinsic apoptotic signaling pathway via death domain receptors; proteasome-mediated ubiquitin-dependent protein catabolic process; protein K48-linked ubiquitination
Cellular component (GO): cytoplasm; plasma membrane
Molecular function (GO): ubiquitin protein ligase activity
Source: RefSeq, a predicted model, not a curated record
UGUCCGCCAAAGUUAUCUCAUGAAACGUGCGCGCUCUUCAAACUUCUCCUGAAACGUGCGCGCAUUAUUGUUCUCUGGGGCAUCUGCAUCAGUCGUGAUGAAUUACAGCGGGGGUGUGACGUUGGUGAUGGAACCAGCGGGGGGUGUUCGAGGUUCUCAUCUUCCUCGUUGCUAGUGUAGUCAUUCAUGUGGGUACUUUAUGUUCCGUGUUUAGCUGAGAGCAGUUCAGAAACUUCAUUGAACUAACAGCCAAAGUUUACAGCGCACGUUGAGAGUAGACAAAGGCUGGAGCAUGUGGACGUCCUGCUGUAGCUGGCUCUGCGUGGAGAACACCGCCUCUGCCACGGUGGAACACAACGGCAACACGCGGCGCCAGGUCUACACCAACUCGGGGUUCAGCUCCUCCCCCACGGCCCCCGAGCACCUGUGCAAGGCCUGCGGAGGCCGCUUCAACACCGUCGCCAGGAAGCAUGUCUGUGUGGACUGCAAGAAGAGCUUCUGCAGCCGCUGCUCGGUGCAGCUGGACCUGCGUCCGCGGCUGUGCCACACCUGCCAGCGUUUCCACGGCACCCUGUUCGACCGCGCGGAGCUGAUGCGGCUGAAGGUGAAGGACCUGCGGGACUACCUCCACCUGCACGAGGUGCCCACGCAGAUGUGCCGGGAGAAGGAGGAGCUGGUGGACCUGGUGCUGGGCCAGCGCACCCCCAGCAGCAGCGGCAGCAGCAGCGGCAGCGAGGGCGUGUCCCGGCCCCUCCGGACCCCGCCCAGCCCCGCCCCUCCCCGCUCCUCCUCCCCCUCCCCCUCCGACCCGCCCCCCGCGGAGCCCGCCGUGGAGCUGCUCGGCGAGGAAGACGAGGAGCAGAGUCCACCCGCACCCGUGGACUCCGGUCAGGAGGAGGCCCCUGACACCGAGAUGGACACGGAGGUCCAGGGGGAGCAGGAGUCCCAGUCCUCAGACACGGACGAGAUGGUGACCCCCAGCCGCCGGGCGUCGCUGUCCGACCUGAGCGGCGUGGCGGACAUCGAGGCGCUGAGCGUGCGGCAGCUGAAGGAGAUCCUCGCCCGCAACUUCGUCAACUACAAGGGCUGCUGCGAGAAGUGGGAGCUGAUGGAGCGCGUGACGCGCCUCUACAACGACCAGAAAGACCUGCAGAACCUCGAGCCCACUGGCGCCCCGAGCCUGGAGGAGAACCUGUGCAAGAUCUGCAUGGACCUGCCCAUCGACUGCGUGCUGCUGGAGUGCGGUCACAUGGUCACCUGCACCAAGUGCGGCAAGCGCAUGAGCGAGUGCCCCAUCUGCAGGCAGUACGUGGUGCGCGCCGUGCACGUCUUCAGGUCCUGACGCGCCUGGGCGUGCACGUGCGUGCGUGUGCGCGAGCGCGCGCGGCGGGAACGCGGGACAGCCACGCCAGCACGGCCUCUCCGGAGACGCCCCCCCCCCUCCCCUUGACACAUGCGUACAAAUGCGCAGGUACGCAUACGCAGACUCUCUCAAACACGCGUACAGACACACACGUAUCCACACGCAUACCCAGACUCUUUCUCACACACACACACACACACACACACACACAUACGCAGACUCUUCCACACAUACACACACACACAACCCCAGAGCAGAGGUCAGUUCCGGGACGGUCUCAUCACACCACCGGGCCCUGUGCUCAAUCUUCCACGGGGGGGUGGGGGGGGGGGUUACGGAUGCCACCGGGUGCUCUGUGCAUUUAAGGGCACGUAGAAACCGGUGGAUCCUUUCUCCCUCUCGAAGGUUCCUGAACCGUUCAAACCGAGCUACUCACUCAGCGACGCACUCAAAAUGAGCCUCCUCCUCCUCCUCCCCGCCCUUAAUAAGUAGGCAAUAAACCCACUGGAUUUCAGGGGUGGCGUUCUCACUCUGGGGCGUCGCCGCCGGAGGCGUGCCGAGCGCCUGUUUCGCUCGCGGAUGCAGAACUUUUUAACGCCCUUUUAGUGAGGUGCGUUUGUGUGAGCUGCUAGCCUGAAGGCAGCUGUGAAGCUGUCGAGAGAGAGAGAGGAGAUCGCUGGGCCCCUGCAGCGCCGACCGCAUCGCGGAGGGUUCCAGAGACAGGGACGGACGGAUAUGCAAACAACGACAUUUCAGCUAAUAUUGUGAAAUGGCUUCCAUAUUUUAUGUGAUUUUUUUUUUGUUUGUUUUUCUUUUCCCCCCCCCCACUCCUCUUCACACAAAGUGCAGCAUUGGAGAGGAAGGGGGUGUCUUGGAAUGUUAAGGAAGUUAACUGGCCAUAGUAUAGCAGUGCACACAACCAGCCCAGUAAUAAUAGAUCUGUAAUGACCACUUAUACCGCAGCGGAGUCUGUCAGCGGAGCUGUUAUGUUUUCCAGGUUAAAUCCCUUCGGAGAUUAGGGGCUUUGCUCCAGGCCACGGCGCACGUACUGCGCACUUCCCACAGAUCUAAUCUUUGCCCUGCGGGAACAAAGGGCUUUCGCUACAUCGCGAGCCGAGCGCCGCUCGAGAGGAAGCGCUGCUCGGUCUGCCGCGGCCGAGGCGCGGCCUCGUGUCACCCCGUCGGAUUAAGCGCCCUAUCAAAAACAGCUCGCGCUAAAUUACGUCUGAAAUAUUGAUGCGGUGACGUCGCGCUCGUGGAAUACGCGGUCCGGGAGAGCUGGAGCGCGUGAAUGAUUCAUCGGGGUUAACCGUUGGAUGCUCCUCCCGGCCCGCCCUCUCGCCUGCUGUCCUCAGAGGUGUGGACGGCUUUAAGCGGUUAGCGCUUUAGCCGUACCUCAGUGCCGCGCGUAUGCAAAGCGAGAAGCCUUCGGCUUCACGUUUGAUUACGAGUCGCGCACUGGGCCCACCCACUCUGCAACCACAGCCCAGCUCCUGCUGUACGGUGUAUUUACAGUAUGUCUGGGUGUGUUCCUGAAAUGGAGAAACCUAAAUUUACACCCAAACGUAAUUGGUUAAUUUUAAGACUACUUCUUCGCGUUUGUUUCGGUGACGUAUUAAUAAAAUUCGAUCGCAGAAUUUGUUUUGUUUUUUCAAACAACGUUAGACUGAAGGCCAACUGCAAAACGCAGGCUUGUGUCGACUGUAGCAUAGUGGCCAAAAAAGCUAGUGGAUCCUCCAAAUUAUCAGUCGUAUUGGUUUUACUCUACAUAUGUGCAACAUUGUGAUGUGGAAAUGCUUUCUACCACAGACAGUGGAUUCAAUUUUUGAACUGGGCUGUAUCCUCAGUAAUAGAAAGUACACAGAAAGCUUUGCCGUUGCAGAUACGUUAGAUACUCUGUGAAACCCAGUCCAGUUCAUGUAAGGAGACAUGUUAAAGCUCUGUUUGAAAUGAUUAUUUCUCGUGUCUUCAGUGUAAGUAUUGUAAGGGAGCUGAAUGUAUUUCCAGGUGUGUGGAUGAGAGCGCUGUUUUCUGCUUGGCCUGCUUUUCGUGUGCGACUGGUUUACGGCAGGGGCUGCCUCUGGGGUAUUCUCUCAGCACCUAACAUGACACGAGUCCCAGUACCUCUGUCUCAAUGGGGUCGCCCAGCACCAAACUGCAUUACUAUGCUAUGACUGCAGGGGGAAGUCCAUUCAAGUCUUUCAUUCAAAUUUCUUUAGCCAAUUUUUUUUUAUUGCUGGGAUGAAUACACAAAGCGUUUCCUUAAUUGCUGAGUCUCGAGGUAGUUCGUUCAGUUUUUUUUACCAAAAUACCUUUGCAGCUGCGUAUGUAGGUCAGCCUGGUGCAAACCACUCAGAGUGUACACGAAGGACUUGGCUUGCCGGAUAUUUUCACCAAUUCAGUACUCUGCCUUCAACGUUCAGAUGGAACCCACCGCGUUCCGUAAGGACAAAGUGCAUUUUUUGCAUCGUGUGCAUUCGGGGUGGACCCGAAAGCAUAUAGCACACAACACUCUGAAGAAGGGCAGUUUGUAAACGGGGGCACCGUACAGAAAUCUCAGCGGCGCUGCAGACGAACAGAGUGCCAGCCGCCAGACGAAUCGGCUGUAGUUCAGUGGGGCUUCCCUCACCUGACCCCUGAUGCCAUGCGGAAGAACACGUGUCUGUCCUGUGGCCUUCAACACCAGCACUUUACACAGUACCAAGCCAACGCUCAGGAGCGCUUCGUGCUUCUCUAGAGAGCUCCUCUUGAAAUUUUUAUUUUUUGUUUGUUUUUUUUUGGCUGGACCGCAACAGCGGGGCCAGCCCUACAAACGCGAAUGUCUGUGACUGACUGAGUGACUGAGUGAGUGAUGAAGUUACACCAUUGGUCGGCCGAGUUAUGAAGUUACACCAUUGGUCGGCUGGAUCAAGUGUGUUAGGUCCAGCCAUAUACUAGGUUUUGACCUGGUCUUGUUUAAAUAUCAGAUUAUUUUUGAGAGUAGUUUUAGUACGGUGUUUCUGGGAAUGACAUUGAUUAUGAUGAUAAAUGUUUAUGUCGUCAAUGUAUGGCAACAACAAACAAAAAAAAAGUGUACCAUUAUAGGGAGUGGUGGAGGUGCAUGUGUCUAAGCAGAAUACAAGGUCUAAUGUGGUCUUGGGACAUAACUGGUGUGAGCAAGAAAUGCACUCGAUGUUUUUAACUGUCUUGGGUUUGUUGGCACUGCUUGAACGAUUGAAUGACUCCAUAAGUACUGAAGCGUUGUAGCUCUGCUAUACAAUUGAUUAUAACAAUAGAUUUGACGAUGCAUUCUGGUUUAUCGUAAUUAGGACUCGCGGCACUGGAAUCAGUUUUGAAAUAUUUCUGGAACGUUUUUUUUUUUUUUCUCUCCCUGAAAACGGAAAGUACAAUGAUCUUUGUUUACAAUAGAAAGGGUGGAUGGUAAUAUUUUUAAAAUAUUUGCCCAAAAUGGCUACAGUGGCCUAUCCAGGGUGCACGUGUGCAAGCAGGUGCGCACGUACGUGUAUGUGCGUGUGUGUACAUGCAUGUACUUGCAGUCAUCUUGUGGGUCUGGUAGGGUGCAGGUUAGUCCAUAUUCUACCUUUGUUGAUUCAUGAGGACUAAUAUUUUAAUGGAAAUUAACUGCUGUGGCCUUUGGUCAAGAGGUGGCCAUUCAAAGCCUCUCUUAUGUUUUAAGUUGAGAGAACGAACUUUGUCUUUCCAAAAGUGCCAUGCUCAUUGUUUAAUGUUGUAAUCACUGAUUUGAAAAAUCUUAUGUAUUGGACUAUAAUUCCCUGCUUCCUGUGAACGUGUAUGAAGAAGAACUUCAGAACCCAGAUUCAAUCUGGCUGGAACGGUGUUAGUCUUUACAAAACAGAGCCUUGGAUUAACACCAUAUUGAGCAAAACCUUAACGUACUGCAAAUACUAAUGUGCAUUUGAGAGCACAAAUUAGAGAGAGGACAAACCAGCGUGCUGUGGGGAAGCGUCUGGAAUGCUUGUUCCAUGUGGUAUAAAGUAUGUCGGGGCAGACUUUCUGUAAGGUAUUGCAUCUGGAUUAUGUUUGUUAUAUUUAGAUUGUAACUUUAUUUUCUUAUGCCACUGUGAGAUGUCAUGAAAAUGAUCCAAACCUGGGGAGGGAGGGAGGGGGGGGGGGACUGAGGGGUUGAAUUUGUCAUGAUUCUUUGCUCUCUGUUGUCAUGCAAGGGUUCUCUGGUUUGGAUUUUAAACAGUGUGAGCCAGAUAUGCUAUACACUGAAUACACAGUGAACAGGAUAAAAAUGAGAAAAUAGGGUUUAAAAUUCUGAGAAAAGAAAAUGUAAAAAUAUUUUUGAAUAUGUCUAAAAAAUAUAUACAUUACCAAAUCUACCUUUGUUCUGUUGUGCAGAGAUUUUUGGUUGACAUUUUUAUAUUAAUAAAAGUUAACUUCAGUAAAA